UUCAAUGAGGCUCCCUAUAUUGCUGCAAUCACACACACACUCUGAAUUGCCAAGUACAGUCACUCAUACCAGCCUGUCUAUGUUGGCCAACACUACUUCAGUACAACUCUGGGGUUCUUAAACUUAAGUCCAGGGACCUGCACCUCAAAAAAUGAAGGUGGAGGAGAGAUUUAUGUAAAAUGAGGGUGUAAAAUGUGAACUCAACUUCAAGCUCAUGCCACAGCCAUGGCUACAAUCCACGGACCAGUUGUUGGUGCUUUGGUUUUGAUGACACCAUCGCAGUCAACUCCAAGGUCACAAUUUUCAAGGACAUUGUGAGUGCUACUAAAGAUGUCUGAUAGUGUUGAUAUUGAAGAGAAACCACCAGCCCCUCCCUUGAGAAUGAACAGUAGUUCCCGAGACUCUUCAUCACUGAAUCACGCCUCUAAACCGCUUCCAAUGGCUCCAGAAGAGAAAAACAAGAAGGUCCGCCUGCGCUCCAUCUUCCCCGGGGGAGACAAGACAAACAAGAAGAAGGAGAAGGAACGUCCUGAGAUAUCCCUACCCUCAGACUUUGAACACACCAUUCAUGUUGGCUUUGAUGCUGUAACAGGAGAAUUCACAGGUAUUCCAGAGCAGUGGGCGCGGCUCCUACAGACCUCAAACAUCACUAAGCUGGAGCAGAAGAAGAACCCACAGGCUGUGUUGGAUGUUUUAAAGUUCUACGACUCCAAAGAGACCGUCAACAACCAGAAAUACAUGAGCUUCACCUCGGGAGACAAGUCGGCACAUGGGUACAUAGCAGCAAACACUCUGAACCGACUGCUGUCAUCUGGGCCUCCUGUCAGCCUUAGAACCUGCAGCGCAUUAUUUGACAAGGGUGCCAAAACAUCAUCGUCAGAGCCCCCAAUCGCUCCGCCUGUGUCAGAGGAGGAGGAUGAGGAGGAAGAGGAAGAGGAGGAGGAGGAGGAAGAGGAGGAUGAUGACGAUGAACUGCCCCCGGUCAUUGCGCCUCGGCCCGAGCACACCAAAUCUAUCUACACGCGCUCGGUCAUGGAGCCACCAAAGCCUCCCACUCCUGUGAAAGAGGUGGUGACUCCGCCGGAGUCACAGGUUCAGCCGGAGAACACAUCCAACACAAUGUAUCGCCACACUGACCGCCAGAGGAAGAAGUCCAAAAUGACAGAUGAGGAGAUUCUGGAGAGACUCAGGAGUAUUGUGAGCGUGGGGGAUCCCAAAAAGAAGUACACACGCUUCGAGAAAAUAGGACAAGGAGCGUCUGGCACUGUGUAUACUGCCAUUGACAUAGCAACUGGCCAAGAGGUGGCCAUUAAGCAGAUGAACCUGCAGCAGCAGCCCAAGAAAGAGCUGAUCAUCAACGAGAUCUUGGUGAUGAGGGAAAACAAAAACUCAAAUAUAGUAAACUACCUGGACAGUUACUUGGUAGGAGAUGAACUAUGGGUGGUGAUGGAGUAUUUGGCCGGUGGCUCGCUGACAGAUGUAGUGACUGAGACCUGCAUGGAUGAGGGCCAGAUUGCUGCAGUCUGCAGAGAGUGUCUUCAAGCUCUGGACUUCCUACACUCCAACCAGGUGAUCCAUAGAGAUAUAAAAAGUGACAACAUCCUCUUGGGUAUGGACGGAUCUGUCAAGCUCACCGACUUUGGCUUCUGUGCCCAAAUCACUCCAGAGCAGAACAAGCGCAGCACGAUGGUGGGAACGCCCUACUGGAUGGCACCAGAGGUGGUGACUCGGAAGGCUUAUGGCCCAAAAGUGGAUAUCUGGUCUCUGGGAAUCAUGGCGAUAGAAAUGGUGGAGGGAGAACCGCCCUACCUGAAUGAGAAUCCACUCAGGGCGCUGUACUUGAUAGCUACCAACGGGACUCCAGAGCUGCAAAACCCAGAGAGACUGUCAUCUGUGUUCAGAGACUUCCUCAACCGCUGUCUGGAGAUGGAUGUGGACCGCAGAGGCUCUGCCAAGGAGCUGCUUCAGCAUUCCUUCCUCAAGCUGGCGAAGCCUCUAUCCAGCCUGACGCCUCUGAUUGUAGCUGCGAAGGAAGCCAUAAAAAACAGCAGUCGCUAGGGUGUACCCAAGACUGGAGCCCUGCCUGUGAUGUGUGUGUGUUCAUGGUGGCAGGGGCUUGGGUGUAUGGGGAGGUGGGUGACGUGACAGUGACAGCACAAGUUGGGGGGUUAUGUGACUUGCAGUGACAGCACAAGGACAAAAGACCCCCAGGCCUCAUAUGUAGGACGGACAUCUGGCCUUGCAGCCUCUCAGCCCAUGCUGCUAAAAAGACCUUGCCUCCUCGUUUACUUCUGCAGCACUCUGUACAUGUAGAGCAGUCCAUCACAAGUGUGUGUGAGUGUGUGGGCGUGUGUGUGCGAACUGUGCACAUCUCUUUGUGUCAUAUGUCUUGUUUGGGGGGGCAAUCGCUCCCAAACCAAAAAAAUAGGGUGAAAAAAUUGAAAAGAAAGUGUUGCAAACUAGGAACUUAAGGAAUGAAGAAGAAAAACGGACAAAACUAACGAGCCCGUGAUUCCUUCCCUGCCCGGCUUUAGGCUUGGUUUUCUUUCCUCUCGUCCUUCCGUGGAGCACGAUCAGGCCACACCUGCACCUGCAGUGACCAGCUGAUGUGAGAGAGUGACUCUGGGACUCUAGGACCCAAACUUGCCUGCAUGACCAUGGCUCUGUGGAGAAACAAUGCUACUCCUCUGCAGAUUGUCACAUCUCAAGGUGGCAUCCUUUUGUGUGUGUGUGUGUGUGAACGUAUGAAGGUGUGAAUGUAUGAAGGUGUGAAUGUGUGUAAAGGUGCAGCUACCGGGGAAAAAGGAAUAAUUUCACAUGACCUAAGCCAGCUUUAAACAUCCGUCAUUCAUCCACUUCAUUUCAGUGAAGAGAUAUCCUUCUCGUGUUUCAUCUGAGCCAACUUCUUUCAGGUUUUCAGUCUCAUGCCAUGAAGGUUACUGCAGUUAAUUUAGCAGAACUGUAAUACAUACAAUACAGGCAUUUAUUUGCAAAUUAGUCCAAUCAUUUUAAAAUGCAUGUACACAUAAACUAUGCCAAUCAUUGUGUACAAGCAUCUCAAAUUGGAUUAUCCAUACAUAUUCGGUAUGUUUGGAUUUUCUUUCUUUUUUAUUGUAACAGAAUUUGGUGAAAAAUUCAACAACUCUCUAUUAUUAAUGUCAAGCCCCUUUUUUAUUACAUCUGACAAAGAAGUAUGAAAUAUAAGGAAAGAAACAAAUUAAAUCAGAGACUUUUUUUUAUUGAUAAUUCCAUAGGAAUGUAAAUGUUUUCAAUUAAAUAU
Messenger RNA from Thunnus maccoyii (southern bluefin tuna), 3280 nucleotides. RefSeq names its product serine/threonine-protein kinase PAK 3. The record is from RefSeq and is a predicted model, not a curated record. Bases 331 to 2058 code for a protein of 575 amino acids. Gene Ontology annotation, molecular function: ATP binding; protein serine/threonine kinase activity. The transcript is spliced from 18 exons. NCBI's taxonomy places the organism in Eukaryota, Metazoa, Chordata, Actinopteri, Scombriformes, Scombridae. Gene Ontology annotation, biological process: regulation of MAPK cascade; intracellular signal transduction; regulation of actin cytoskeleton organization. Gene Ontology annotation, cellular component: cytoplasm.